CAUUUACCUACGCCACACACAAUCUCGUACUGUACAUAACAAGUUCAAAGCGCUCGCCCCAGUGCGUUCCAUUGCGCAUUCACUACCCUAGUUUUCCAAUCUCGACGUUCACCAUGAUGUCCUCGUCCAUGUCCAUCCGCCGCCUCCCCACCCAAUGCCGCCUUCUCCGCCCAUCCCACCGCCUCCUCCACACAACCCGUCUCCCGCAUCAAGCAAUAACCUCCGAAGCCGCAGCAACAGGCUUCACAGGCGAAUCGUCUUCAUUCAGCAACGGCCGAGUCAAACGCGAAUUAACAGAGACGGAAAAGGACAUGAUCGCCGCCAUGCUCCGCGUCGACCAUGCGGGCGAGCUGGGGGCGAACUGGAUCUAUAAGGGGCAGCUGGCUGUGCUGGGUGGGGACCCGAAGGUUGGGCCUGUCGUGCAGCAUAUGUGGGACCAAGAGAAAUUCCACCUGAAAGUCUUCGACUCCCUGAUCGGACAGAACAGGGUGCGUCCGACCGCCUUGCGUCCGUUCUGGGAAGUCGCUGGGUAUGUGUUGGGUGCCGGCACGGCGUUGAUGGGUAAAGAGGCUGCGAUGGCGUGUACGGAGGCGGUGGAGACUGUUAUUGGGCAGCAUUAUAAUGACCAGUUGAGGGAACUCUUGAAGAUCGAUCAUCCCGAGGUGGAGAAACUGCGAGGGGUUAUCAAGCGGUUUAGGGAUGAGGAGCUGGAGCAUUUGGAUACGGCCGUUAUUCAUGACGCGAAGGAGGCACCGGCGUAUCCGGGGUUGACGGCUGCGAUAUCACAGGGUUGCAAAGCCGCGAUAUGGGUAGCGACACGAUUUUGAACGGUUUUCGGAUUCCACCCGAUUACCAUCACCUUCGCCUCUGCGAGGCGAUCUAUGCGGCAGUUGAUGGUAACGGACCGAAACACGCAUCCCGCGUCGCCUGCAGGUGACCAGAAAGGAGCUGUUGAAGCGCAUGGGAGCGUCAUAGCAAAGGCGCGCGAUUGUCCAUGCUUCUAUUGAAGCAACCGGGUCCG
This is a messenger RNA of Fimicolochytrium jonesii, 1021 nucleotides long. RefSeq names its product COQ7-domain-containing protein. Gene Ontology annotation, molecular function: 3-demethoxyubiquinol 3-hydroxylase activity. Gene Ontology annotation, biological process: ubiquinone biosynthetic process. The coding region runs from base 114 to 827 and encodes 237 amino acids. Gene Ontology annotation, cellular component: mitochondrial inner membrane. NCBI's taxonomy places the organism in Eukaryota, Fungi, Chytridiomycota, Chytridiomycetes, Spizellomycetales, Powellomycetaceae. The transcript is spliced from 5 exons. The record is from RefSeq and is a predicted model, not a curated record.